ACUGGUGGUGGGUAUGAAAUUGGUGCAGACCGUAGAGAAGAGGAGACAACUCAGACAAGGCGAGAAUGAUGGAGUUACAGUGCCAUCUGAAUCUGAUGAUUCCAGUCGAACGUACAAGUUCACCCAUUUGGGAUUUUACGCCAAAACUUAAACCUCCAUCUUCAUCUCCUACUCCUAGUGCUUUUCUCCUUUGUACGAAUUUCAAAUCCAGCUUAAUCUUUAAACGAGGUUCUUUUAAGUGCUCUUGUAGCAAGAUUGAAAACACCCAACAAGUCUCUUCCCCUCCUCAGGGGUUUUCAGCACUGGGAGCAGAUAGUCCAUGGGACAAUGCAACUGCAUGGAGCACUCUGGCUUUAUACAUCUUCAGUUUGCACAUUCCUCUUAGUUUUGGAGGUUUGUCUGUGGUUGCUCAUCUACUGCAUCAGCCUACUCUUGAUCCUCAGACUGAGGCACUAUCAUUGCUUGGAGCUCAGUUUGUAGAGCUCAUUGCAGCAAUGCUUCUACUGCAAAUCACUGCUAAGCCCCAUUACAAGUUUGCAAAUUCCUUCAAGGCUGACAAAUUGUCAAAUCAGAGGAACUGGCUGUUGGCAUCAGCUGUAGGAUUUGGGUCUCUCUUUGUGCUGGUUUUCCUUACUUCUUUCCUCGCUGAUAUUUUCAUUGGUCCCAAGGAUAUAAACAACCCCGUACUAAAGGAGAUCCUGGUAAGAAGCAACAUUUCCAAAGCUGCAUGUGUCUUUGUAUACUGCGUUACCACUCCCUUGCUGGAAGAGACUGUUUACCGGGGUUUUUUAUUGGGAUCAAUUUCAUCCACUAUGAAAUGGCAGUCAGCUGUUUUUAUAAGCUCAAUUAUAUUUAGUGCAGCUCACUUCUCUGGUGAGAAUUUCUUACAAUUGUUUAUUGUUGGAUGUGUCCUUGGAAGCUCUUAUUGUUGGACUGGAAACUUGAGAUCCUCCAUCUUAAUACAUUCCCUGUACAAUGCCAUGACCCUAAUGAUUACAUUCUUGUCCUAAGCUCACAUCUAAGCCUUUUUGGCAGAUUUGUUAGGUUUCUUGAAUGUGAACCUUCUUUUGUCUCAGGUAAUUGACAUACUAGGCCUCACAGGAGAAUUUAAUCACUGAAAUUAUUGCACAGAAUAACUUCAAAAUGACGAUAUUACCGAAAUAUCAGUAUAUAUGUUUUAAGCGACAUAACAGGCCAUUAACAAAAAAGCUUAAACUCUAGUUUUGUAUUUCUGAUCAGUUAAAGACAAGACCUUGUGCAUUCGCCAAAAAGAUGAACAGAUUUUGUAUAUCCCUUGAAGCAGAUUUUGCCUUAUUUGGUUAUCA
Messenger RNA from Argentina anserina (silverweed cinquefoil), 1325 nucleotides. RefSeq lists its product as uncharacterized. Gene Ontology annotation, molecular function: metalloendopeptidase activity. The coding region runs from base 66 to 1010 and encodes 314 amino acids. Gene Ontology annotation, cellular component: membrane. The record is from RefSeq and is a predicted model, not a curated record. Gene Ontology annotation, biological process: CAAX-box protein processing. NCBI's taxonomy places the organism in Eukaryota, Viridiplantae, Streptophyta, Magnoliopsida, Rosales, Rosaceae. The transcript is spliced from 4 exons.